CUUACCACUUGCGAGAGUCAGCAGUGCGUGUUUAGAAAUUGCAUCCACUUGUUGUAGCAGCAGCUCGUCUCCGCACUGCUCGUUCGCUCGGCCGUAGCUCAACCGAUUUUUGGCUGAAGAAUCCAACCGAUUUCCUUACCGAUCAUGGCUCGAUUCCUACUGACCGGCCUCUGCGCGGCGCUUGUACUGGGGUUGGCUUCCGCUGUUGUUCCAUCCUACAUCAACGUCUGCGGCCGCAAGAAUCCCCAGCUGGACAAGUGCGUCGAGGAAAGCGUGCGUCGACUCACCCCUAAGCUGAAGGACGGCAUUCCCGAAUUGGACGUUCCAUCACUGGAGCCACUUUUCGUCGAGGAAGUAGCCCUGGCUAACCUCGAAGACUUCCGCGCGGUAGCCACCAACGUCAAGCUCAGGGGCCUAUCCAACUUCAACAUCAAGCACCUCAAAGUCGAUCUCGAGCAGCAGAAGAUCGACAUCGAGGUGACCUUCCCCAAAGUCUACUUGGACUCGGACUACGACGUCAAGGCCAAGAUCAUCGUGCCGAUCAACGAGAAAGGACCGAUCAACACUAUCACUGACGACGUGUACGCGAAGGUCUCGAUGAAGUUCCAGACUGUGGAGCGCCGCGGGCGCAAACUCAUGUACUUCCCAACGAUGACGACGAAAUUAACGAUAAAGGACUACACGGCGAACUUCAUGCCCGGCGCCGAGGCCAAUCCUCUGGCACAGGCCAUCAAUUCGGUGCUGAUGAACAGCCGACAGGAGAUAAUCGCCAGUAUGACGCCGAACCUCGAAAAGGCCAUCUCCCAGAAGGUCCUUGACGUGUCCAACCGGAUCUGCAAGCACUUCACUUACGACGAGCUCUUCCCCGACACUGCUUGAACGGCUGUGCUUCAUCUUCUUCCUUGUUCUUUUAAAUCGUUAAUUUGAGCGAGCUAUUUUUCACACGCGAAUAAGAGGAUGUUGUUGCGUAAAAAAUAGUCUGGUGUAAACGCUCAAGGAUUUUUUAAAGUAUUUCUCGUCGUUCUUUCCUCUUUUUAAUAUAAUGCAUAUUUUUGUAUAAAGCGUGCGUUGACCAAAGUAACACUGCAUUUUCAUCGGAGUGAUUUUUUUUUUUUUUUUUAUGCAUUGUAGGGUCUUGUAUCCAGUAACUGAUUGAUAAGGACCUAGAGGCAUAAUGCAUAGCCUAGAUAGACAUUGUAUAUUUCGUAUAUAAAAAUCAAAAUCCGAAUUGUCCAUUCUUGUCAUUGCGAGCUGCCUAUAGUAAAGCUCGCCACCUAUAAAGAUGCCAUGUAAACCUCUAUAAACUAGUUAUUCUCACGGAAAUACACGUGUCACCGCUAGGGUGACACGUUACGCAAGCAAGAAGCAAAAUAGUACAUUACGAUACGUGUGACUGAAAUGGUUCUUUUUUGCACGGCGCAGUUAGCACCCGAGCGCAGCGAGGGCGCUAACCGCCGUGUAAAACUGAACCAUUUAAGUCGAGAGUAUCGUAUAAAAUUUUAUAGCACAGAGUGCUAAAAUCCGCGAGUCUCGCCUAUUCGUGACUUGCGGAUUUUAGCCACACUAUGCUAUAAAAGAAAUUACACACCUUUGCUGCACAUCCUAAACAAGUUUGUCAAAAUCGCAUUACUGGGAUUUUCGUGCGAAUAAACACUUCCAUAGUUAUUAAAGUUCUGUUCAUUAGCCCGUAGCAUCGUUAACAAAGCAUCGACCUCUCUCGCGUGUCUGUAACGAGAAGGACCUUGUCGAAGGUGAAUAUGUAGUAUUUUUUUUUUUUAUUCGCCUCUACAGCAGUACAAAGAGAAGGAAAGAGCUCGCGCGCAUGAUUUAGCGCCUCAAGUUUUUGUAAAUCGCAGCGCGCGAGAUGCACGUAUCGACCUUCCUGUGGCCUCCGCGACUUGUGCGUGUCGCGUGUGCAAUGGCAUCUUGAUACAUUUUUCUUUCCUUCGAAUGCUACAUACACUUUUGUAAUCUGCACGUGAUCCGAGGCUAGUGAAAUUUUUGCAAGCUUUUGACCGGCACGAGAUCGAUGAUCGGUAUGUAUCGGGUGUUUUUGUGUAAAGUGAUCGUUAUGGAUAAUAAUUAUAGAGAAGUGAUAUUGUUGAUGAGA
Molecule: messenger RNA, 2110 nt
Organism: Nasonia vitripennis (jewel wasp)
Lineage: Eukaryota; Metazoa; Arthropoda; Insecta; Hymenoptera; Pteromalidae
Exons: 3
Coding region: 145-879 (244 amino acids)
Source: RefSeq, a predicted model, not a curated record